This is a messenger RNA of Salarias fasciatus (jewelled blenny), 908 nucleotides long. RefSeq lists its product as uncharacterized. NCBI's taxonomy places the organism in Eukaryota, Metazoa, Chordata, Actinopteri, Blenniiformes, Blenniidae. The coding region runs from base 1 to 741 and encodes 246 amino acids. The transcript is spliced from 5 exons. The record is from RefSeq and is a predicted model, not a curated record.
AUGGGGGCCAUUUCGCCGGUGGAUGAGAUUCCUGCGGCAGUGGAGGCCCCAACCCCGGACCUGGCUCCAGGUCUGGCCCGUCAUCAGGACCUGUUUGCUCUGGGAGACUCUACCAGGGGCAUCAAGCCCCCCGACAAGAUAGCUCCUGGGAUCAUGCAGGCACUCAAACUCUCCCAUCACUUUAAGAAAAAACAUUUUAAUAUUCUGUCUAAAUAUACAUACAAAAUUGCAUAUAGUCAGUCAAAGAAUUGGUCUGUUGAGUUUCAAUCUGUAAGUAAAAUUAGUUUUGCAGAGUUUGUUUCACAGUCAGAGAGUGGUGUCUCUCUACAGUCAGAGGUUUUUGUACAGCGGCUCAAUGAGUUUGUAUCACUGUGGUACACGUUCGGUGGAGGAACCAGACUGGAUGUUGGAAGUGACAGGCCCCCCACCCUGACGGUGCUGCCCCCCUCCAGAGAGGAGCUGCAGCAGGGGAAGGCCACGCUCAUGUGCCUGGCCAACAAGGGCUUCCCCUCAGGCUGGAGUCUGAGCUGGAAGGUGGAGGACAGCAGCAGCAGCAGCAGCUGGGAGGAGAGCAGGAGCCCCGGGGUGCUGCAGAAGGACGGCCUCUACAGCUGGAGCAGCACCCUGAGGCUCCCUGCAGACCAGUGGAGGAAGGUGGGCUCUGUGACCUGUGAGGCCACCCAGGGCUCCCAGACUCCCCUCAGAGAGACACUGAGGAGAGACCAGUGUUCCCAGUCCUGACCGGACUCACUGGGACUCUCACACUGCUUUGACUCUCACACUCAUCUCACCUCUGUCAUUCACUCUCUUUCACUUUCUUCUAUCAUCAAACCAAACUCUCUUCAUCAAUAUUCAUCUUCUUACAUCAUGAUUUUCUUUCAGCUUUGACAAAAUAAACACUCUUUUCA